UUGAGCUUAUUGUCUAUCGACCUCAAGUCUAGGGGCAAAAUCGGCACUUUAGCCCAUUAAUUACCAGUGGAACCGUAAAAUGGCAGUCAUUGUUGUCAUAUGAAUCUUAAUUUCUAAAUUCCUAAUGGCUCGACCCACGAACACCACCACAAGCAGCGUCACGGCGAUAAGACCAUUAUCGACGCCUUCUGCCGGCACCGUUACCGCCACUGUUACUGUAGAAAACAACAACAGACAACAACAACAGCCACCACAAACCCUAGUAUUAAGGUUAAAACGGAAAGAGAAGAAGGUUACCUGGAAAGAGGGCACCGUAGACAACGAGUUCAUGCAAAAGAAGAGCUCCAAAAAGUGUUGCAUCUUCCACAAGGACAAGCCCUUUGAUGAAGAUUGUAGCGAUGAUGAUGAUGAUAACGAUCAUAAUCAUGAUGAUCAUAAAUCUGAUGGGGCAUGUUCUUCUAAGGACAACGGUCCCGAUUCAAAUUUAGCGGCUGAUUAAUCGCCGUCUUCUUUGGUCGAAAAACAAAGAAUUGGGACCUUGAUAUGCUUGUUGUUGAUGUUAAUUUUCCUGCUAUCUCACAUCUAUAUCAUUUGUUUUUGUUUCGGAUUUGUUUCUUUUUAAUAUAAGAAGAGCAGAACAAGAAUUAUUAAUUGACUGGUACUUUAGUUGCCUAAUCUUUGUGGAACUGGUUGUUGUUGUUCAAUGAAACCUAAUCGUUCCUCCAUUGAAAUAAAAUUUCUUAGGUAA
Molecule: messenger RNA, 748 nt
Organism: Ricinus communis (castor bean)
Lineage: Eukaryota; Viridiplantae; Streptophyta; Magnoliopsida; Malpighiales; Euphorbiaceae
Product: protein phosphatase 1 regulatory subunit INH3
Exons: 1
Coding region: 125-499 (124 amino acids)
Cellular component (GO): nucleus
Molecular function (GO): protein phosphatase 1 binding; protein serine/threonine phosphatase inhibitor activity
Source: RefSeq, a predicted model, not a curated record